Dalotia coriaria is the source of this 3809-nucleotide messenger RNA. RefSeq names its product collagen alpha-1(I) chain-like. The record is from RefSeq and is a predicted model, not a curated record. The transcript has a single exon. The annotation marks the transcript as partial. Lineage: Eukaryota; Metazoa; Arthropoda; Insecta; Coleoptera; Staphylinidae.
GUCCAAAGGGGCCAAAGGGGGAGGACCAAAAAGGACCCGGGGAAGGCCACAAGGGCCCCGGGAAAAACCAGGUCCCCGGACCAAACAAAGGGAAAAAGGUCCAAGGGCCAAGGACCAAGACCCCGGAAAAACCAGGGAAACCCAAAAGGGCCCAGGACAGCAAAGGCCCGGCCCAGAACCCCGGACCCCGGACCCCGCAAGAAACCCGGACCAGGACAAAAGGCCAAGGAAACCAAAGGACCCCGGGGUCCCGGACCAAAAUCCCCAAGGGCCAAGGACCAGGACCCAAAGGGCCAAAAAGGGCCCAACAAGGACCAAACCAAAGGGCCCGGGCCAAACCAAAGGACAGCAAGGGCCAAGGGCCAAAACCAGGACAAAGGAAACCCGAGCCCAAACCCCGGAACCCCAAGACCAACAAGGACCCAAAAGCCCGGAAACCCGGACCAAGAACCCCGAAGGGCAGGGGAAGGUCCCCAAAGGCCACAGAACCAAGGCCAAGGGGCAAAACAGGGCCAAGGCCAAAGGGGGAGGGCCAGGGACAAAAACCCGGACACGGAACGGGAACCGGAUUUUUCCGGGCCAGGAACCGGAAAAUCCCGGGAAGGAAACCCGGACCCCCGGGCCAAACCCGGGAAACCAACAAACCCCGGGAACCCAAGCCCGGGGCCCAAAAAAGGCAGAUCCCGGACAUUGGAAAAAAAAGGAAUUCCCCCCCCGGGCCAAAAAAGGGGACCACGGGCCAACGGAAACCAAAAAUCCCGGAACCACGGCCAGGGCCAAAGGGCCAAGGACCAAAAGGGCCCCGGACCCAAAGGGCCAGGACCAAAGGACCAAGGACCAAAGGCCCAAAAAGGAAACCCAAAAAAGGACCAGAAGGGACCCAAAACCCGCAAAAGGGCCAAAAGGGCUUUAACCCAAGGGGCCCAACAAAACCCCGGGGCCCCCGGGCCAAGGGGGCCAAGGAAACCAAAAAGGGGGAAGGAAAACCCGGACCAAGGCAAAGGACCAAAGGGGCCAAAGAAAAGGGCCCCAAGGGCCCCAAAAACCAAAAAGGGCCCAAAAACCAAGGGACCCAAAAAGGACCAAGGAAACCAAAAACCCGGGACCCCAACCCAAAAGGGCCAAAGUCCCCGGGAACCCGGAAACCCGGACCAAGGAAACCCGAACCAAAGGGGGAAGGGCCCAAGCCAAGGGCCCGGGAAAAGGAAACCGGGGGCCAAAGGAAGGCCAAAGGGCCAGGAAACCCGCAAGGAACAGGACCAACAAGGACAGCAAAAACCCAAAAACCCGGACCAAGCAAGGGCCAAGACCAAAACCAAGGGCCCAAAAAGGACCCCGCAAAAAAGGGCCAAAACCGGCCAAAAGGGCCUAAAGGGCCCCAAAAGGCCAGGCGGGGCCCAAACCAACAAAGGAAACCCCCAACCCCGCAAAAACCCAAGGGACCAACAAGGGGCCCGAAACCCAACAAGGGACAAAGACCCCAGGGCCAAAGGGGCCAAAGGGGGAGGGCCAAAAAAGGACCCAAGGGCCAGGCCCAAGGGCCAAAAAAGGACCAAAAACCCCCGGAAACCAAAGGGGGGAAGGGCCCCGGCCCCGGGCAGGCCAAGACCAAGGGCCCAAGGGCCCAAGGGCAGGGAGCCAAACAAAAGGGCCAAAAAGGGCCCCGGGGAAAGGGGCCAAAAACCCAGGAACCCCGGGGCCCAACCAGGACCAAACCAGAAACCCGGGACCAGGACAGAACCAAGACAAGGACCAAAGGGGCCAGAAGGGCCAAGGCCCCGGACCCGGGCCCCGGACCAAGGGGCCAAAGGGAAAAAGGGGGAAGGGACCCAAAAACCAAGGGGGAGGACCAGGGGGCCAAAAAAGGACCAGGGGAAGGAAACCCCCGGGCCCCGGGCCCGGACCAAACCCCGGAAACCCCGGAAACCAAAAAAGGACCCAAAAAAGGACCAAACAGGGCCAAAAACCCGGGCCAGGACCAAAAACCAACCCGAACCAAAAGACCCCAAAACCCCGAACCAGGAACCCCGAAGGGCCCCGCAAAGGAAACCCGAAAAGGACCAGGGGAAGGGCCAGGGGAAAAAGGAAAACCCGGCCCAAAAACCCAGGCCCAAAAACCAGAACCAAGGCCAAAAGCCCAAAACCGGGCCAAAAGGGCAAAAAAAAAAACCAAGGGCCCCAAAGGCCCGGGCCAGGCCCAAGGCCAGGACCAAAAAAGAACCAAGGGCCAAAAGGGCCCAGCAAGGCCAGGACCUUCCAAGAACCCCGGACCCGGGCCAAAACCAAAAACCAAAGGGGCCAAAAAAAGGCCAGGGCCAAGGACAGGAACCCCGGGGCAAAAUCCAAAAACCAGGACCAACCCAAGGGAAAACCAAAACAGGAAACCAACAAAAAGGGCCAAAAGGACCAACAAGGACCAGCAAGGACCAGGUCCCAGGGCCCCGGAAAAAGGCCCGGAAACCCCAACAAGGAAACCCAAACCAGGGACCAACAAAAGGCCAAAAAGGGCCCAAAAGGGCCAAAAAGGAACAAAGGGCCAAAAGGUCCAAAGGGGCCAACCCAAAGGGCCAAGGGGCAAGAACCAGGGCCAAGGGCCCCAAAAGGGCCAAAGGGCCCAAAGGCCAAAGGCCCAAACCAGGGGCCCAACAAGGCCAAGGCCCAAAAAGGACCAAAAACCAGGGCCCAGGGGAAAAAGAAAACCGAGACCCGGGGCCCAAAACCAGAACCCCGGGCCAGGGACCAAGGCCAAGGAAAAGGACCCGGGGAAAAGACCCCAAAAACCCGGGCCAGAACCCCGCCAAAGACCAAAACCCCAAAACCAAGGGCAAAGCCAAAACCAAGGCCAAAGGCCCCGGACAGAGACCCAAAAAGGCCCCGGAACCAGGGCCCAGAGACCAGGGCCAGGGAGACCCAGGGGAACCCAAAACCAGAAAAACCCAAACCCAAAACAAACCCCAAAAACCCAGGGCCCAAAAGGGCCCCAAAAUAAACCAGAACCAGAGACCAGGGCCCAAGCCAAACCCCAAAAACCCCGGGCCCCAAACCAGCAAAAAAUCCAGGAAAACCAAAACCCAAAACCAACAGGAACCCGGCCCAAAGGAACCCGAGACCAAAAAGGCCAAAAGGCCAGCAAAACCAGCCCCCCGGGCCCGGGGGGAGGGACCCCGGGCCAGGGGGGACCAGGGGAAGGCCAAGGGGGAAGGGGCCAAACCCCGGGCCAAAGGAAAAACAAGGAACCCCGCAAGGGACAAAGGGCCCCGGGACCAAAGGCCAAGGCCCAAAGGGGGAGGGCCAGCAAGGGCCCAAAAAGGACCCCGCAAGGAACCCAAAACCCCAAAGGGGCCCAGAACCCAGGGGAAGGCCCCGGGGAAAACCCCAAAGGCCAAAGGACCAGGAACCCCGGGCCAAACCCAAAAACAGAAAAAGGAAACCAAACAGGAAACCCCAAAAACCAAAAAGGCCCAGGCAAAGGGGCCAAGGCCCCAAAAGGGCCCAAGACCAAGGGCCCGGGCCCCGGAAGGACCCAAAAAGGGCCCCGGACCCCGAACCCAAACAAGGAAACCCGGGGAAGGCCCAAGGGCCCCAAAAAGGGGCCAGGACCAGGACAAACAAGGACCCCGGAAGGAAAACCCGCAAAAACCAGGGCCCCGGACCGAGAAAAAGGGGCCAAAACAAGGGCCAGCAAGGGGGGACCCCGAAAAAACCCCGGCCAAGAAACCCGGACCAGGGACCAAGACCCCGGGAAACCAAAGGGCCAAGGGCCAAGGAAAAAAAAAACCAGGACCCCAAAAACCAGCCCGGACCCUUAA